AGGGGAUGGGUCGCUGAUGGGAGGGGAAGGGGGCAAGUGGUGGUGCUCGACUUCUAGGCAGCUAGCUAGGUCGCUUCAACAAAUGGACCUGCAGGAACGGCAUACACAGGUGUAUGCCAACCAACAUGCUCUCUCUGUGUUGUCUCCAUCCGUCCGCCCAUCCAUGCGCACCUGUCUGUCAUUGGUCGUCGAUGGUGAUGGUGGUGCCCGAGCCACUGAUGUCGGUGUCUCUGUUGUACCACAGCGCGGCGUCGCUGAUGGCGCUUACCCGGCCCUUGACGCCGGUCAUGAACGCUAUCACCUCACGCGCCUCGCGCGUCCUGAAACUCGACAGGUACGGGUGCGACGACGGCGGGAUGUCGGGCACCUCGUUGCUGGCGAGGCAGACACGACACACACCAUUCAGAUGGAUGGAUGGUCGUAGGUAGGGUGGUGUCAGUGGCUUGUUUGCCUACAGGGGGAGUUCCGGCUCGUCGACUUUCUGUUGUGGCUCGGCUUUCCACUUGUCGACGUCAGUCGUCUCCAACACAUACCUGCACACAUCCAUCCAUCCAUCCAGCCAUCCACGAUGCGUCCAUCUUUCCAUUCCACCCCCUCCCUCCCCACACAUACACGUCUAGUGAGGUGAACAUGCCGUUGUCCUUGACGAGCGAACCCGUGAUCCACACCGCCGGCUCGUCUGGCCGAUCCCCGCCCUCCCCCUCCCCCUCACCCGCCCCCUGGCUCUCCUCGCCAUCCGCCUUGCGCUUCCGCGACUGCCGCUUGGCCUCGUUUCUGGGCCAUGCUGCCGCGGCGGCCACGCGGGCGUUGGCCUGCCUCUGGAGGUUGCUGAGCUCGUAGCUGACGUUGCCCUCCUCGAGGUGAGUGGUCUGGAAGGCGGUGCUGUCCAGCCACUUCUGCAGCUCCGAGGGCAGCUCCCGUGUGUUGUGGCAGAAGUCGAGGGCGAACCCGCAACGCUUCACGAAACGGCGGUGGAUGUCAUACCUGUGCGGCGGGGAGGGGGGAUGGAUGCGCCAAGGCAGGGAGGGACAUGUGAAUGAGUGAUAUGGGGCGGUCGGGCACUGUGAUCUGUGUGCGGUUGGGUGGAUUGUGUGUGUUUGCGUACCGUGGGAUCAUGCCGCAGUUGGCACACCAGUAGUGUGAGCACUGCGAUGCCAACCGGGGCUCGCCGUUGACACACGUGCCGCCACGGUUGAUGCACCGAUAGCAAUCCUGACACACACACACACACACACAAGCACCGUGCCCCGGGAUGGUUUUGAUGGCGUGUCUGUGUGUGGCCCACCCACCUACCUUCAUGAGCCAGGUACGAAGUGAGGGUUUGAUGAAUCCACAGAUGAGGAAGAACUGGGCGAUGACGGUGGGGCAGUCGAGGCCGUAUUGCCGCGCGUCGCCGCCCCUUUUCUUGGCCGCCUUGUUCCACCUCUGCAUCUGCUGCCGCAUCUUGGCCAUGUCGCUGUCCGUCACCGUCUUGACGAACACCGGCUGGCCACCCGAUGCAGGUGCUGUGGCGGUGGUGUUCUUGGUCUCCAUCUCGUCGAUGAUGCGGGCGCUGCAGAGGAAGGACACCCACGGGUCCCACAGGCCCGGUCGGCCCGCCAGCUUCCGCGCCACAUAGACGAUGUUGGCGCGCUCCUUCAGAUCAAAACGGAUGACGCUCGAGCUGCUCGGGCCUGCACACACAUGAUGACCACACACGCACACGCGCACAUGAGGCCAUGGGGCGUGGCGUGCAUUGCGGUGCGUACCGUAGUGUUUGUUGAUUUGGUAUGAGAGGUACGGCAGCGUCACGAAGUGUGUGGGGAAGUAGUGAGACGCCGCAGCAAGAUUGGCACAUGACUGGGGGUCCAACGCAUCCAACCUGAAGAGACGCAUCACAACACCAGACCACCCACCCACACACACACGACACAGCCACCGACAUGUGCACCGCGCCAUGAUGGCCGUCUCGCCACGUCGCCGGGCCGGCCGGUCGGUCGGCGUGCUUACAGUUCUAUGCGCAGGCAGUCCUCGACCUGUUUGAAGAGUGAGGGCGUGUUGUGCUGCCAGCAUGGGUUGCGAUGGUUCUGCCGCGGACACGGACAGCUCGGCUCCCGCUGCCUCAGAACAGAAUCCAUCACGGCCAAGCCGAGGGACUGCUCACACCGUCUGAGACACCCUCUCUAAGGCGACUUCCGCUACCUGCAGCAGGACAAGACAGCCAGGUGACGGGCUGAAGGCACGAUGCGGUGCUCCUGGUGGAUCUGCCGUCGUUGCUUCUAUUCUCACUGGCUGCGUGUGGCCACUUCCCCUUCUCUCGUACCCAGGAGCUGGCAGGAGUGCGUGUACUGACUCCCCGUCGUCGGCAAAUUGAUCUUCGUAGGCUGCUCUCGUGUACUCAGAGAUGGCAGCCACACACUGUUUCUCACCUUUGUUAUCGUCAACCUGCC
This is a messenger RNA of Vitrella brassicaformis, 2429 nucleotides long. Lineage: Eukaryota; Vitrellaceae. The record is from the annotation of a GenBank genome assembly.